Messenger RNA from Pseudo-nitzschia multistriata, 2851 nucleotides. The record is from the annotation of a GenBank genome assembly. Lineage: Eukaryota; Bacillariophyta; Bacillariophyceae; Bacillariales; Bacillariaceae.
CUAUAAAAGAACACCCCGAUCAAUCAAUUACUCUAUCCAUUCCAUUGCGGCAGUGCAGGAGGAGGACGAGCAACCACACAACAACGAACCGCCGCGACGACGACGGCACAGAGAAAGCCAUGAAACCCACCAACGCCCGAGCGCGUUCUUCCGUUCGAAGCCUGCUGGUGGCGGGGGCUUUGUCCGCGGUGCUGAUGCAGCGGAGGGGCGCUUCCGGCCUCUCGCUCUCGGUGUCAUCGCCGAGAACCCCCCGGUCCACCGCUCUGUCCGCCACCGUGGAAGCCCCCGAGGGCAAAACCAAGGCCAAAGGCAAAACCAAAACCAAGGCCGAGGCCACCGCCCCCGAGUACGGGGCCGGACAGAUCACCGUCCUGGACGGCCUCGAGCCCGUCCGGAAGCGGCCGGGCAUGUACAUCGGAUCCACGGGCCCCGACGGCCUGCACCACCUGGUCUGGGAAGUCGUCGACAACUCGGUCGACGAGGCCCUGGCGGGCCACGCCAGCUUCAUUAGCACCACCAUCAACGAGGACGGCUCCUGCACCGUGGUCGACGACGGCCGGGGGAUCCCCACCGACGUCCACCCCAAGACCAAGACCAGCGCCCUGGAAACCGUCCUGACGAUCCUCCACGCGGGGGGAAAGUUCGAGAACCAGGGCAACGCCGGGGGCUACAAGGUCAGCGGCGGCCUGCACGGGGUCGGCAUCUCGGUCGUCAACGCCCUGUCCGAGUCGGUGGACGUCCUGGUGGACCGGGGCGGGAAGGCCCACUCGAUGCGCUUCGAGCGGGGCGUGCCGGUGGCGCAGCUGGCCUCGAAAAAGGGAAGGGGGUCGAUCGUCGACGGGGACGUAAAGGAGGAGCUGGGGGCCCUCCGGUCUUCCACCAACAAGAAGCUCUCCUCCAAGGACGAGGACCAGAAGGAGGCCGCCCGGUCCCGAAAGGAACGGGUAGAAAAGCUGGAGAUGCUCCGGGACCUGCAGAAGCAGCGAACGACCGGAACGAGGGUGACCUUCCUGCCGGACAUUGAGGUCUUCAAGGGGGACAAGGGCAAGCCCGACAUCUCCUUCGAUCCCUCCCGGCUCCGGGGGAGGAUGGACGAGAUCGCCUACCUCAACGCGGGGCUGGUCCUGGCCCUCAAGGACAAGCGGGCCAAGAUCCCCAAGAUGGAGGUCUACUACCACGCCGGGGGACUGGCGGAGUUCGCGACAGAGCUUUGCAAGACCAAGAGCCCGCUCUUUCCCCCCCCCAAGAAGCGGAGGAAAACAGCCGCGGCCUCCGCUUCCGAAAGCGACCCGCUGGAGGGACUCCUCUCGGACGACGGCCUCACGGUCCUGGCCUCGGGGUCCACCAAGCCGGACGCCAACGGAAACCGGAUCUCCGUCUCGGUGGCCCUGCGCUGGUCGUCCGACAUGUACACCGAAUCGAUCCUCUCCUUCUGCAACAACAUCCGGACCCGCGACGGCGGGACCCACGUCGACGGCAUCAAGACCUGCCUGACCCGGACGGUCAACUCCAUGAGCAAAAAGACCGGCAAGGCCAAGGAAUCCGACAAGAACCUCCCCGGGGACUUCGUCCGGGAGGGCCUGACCUGCGUCGUCUCCGUAUCGGUCCCGGAGCCCGAGUUCGAGGGCCAGACCAAGGGACGCCUGGGGAACAUCGAGGUCCGGCCGGCCGUCGACUCGAUCCUCGCCAGGGAGCUCGUCAAGCUCUUCGAGUUCCGGCCGGACCUGCUGGACGCCAUCUACUCCAAGGCGAGCGCGGCGCAGGCGGCCGCCUCCGCCGCCCGGGCCGCCCGCGACAUGGUCCGCCGCAAGACCCUGCUCACCUCCACCAUCCUUCCCGGCAAGCUCGCCGACUGCGCCACCAGCGACGCCUCCGAGUCCGAGAUCUUCAUCGUGGAGGGGGACUCCGCCGCCGGCAGCGCCAAGCAGGGACGCGACCGCCGGACCCAGGCCAUCCUGCCGCUCCGGGGAAAGAUCCUCAACAUCGAGCGGGUGGCGACCGAGAAGAUCUACCAGAACAACGAGCUGCAGGGGCUCAUCUCCGCCCUGGGGCUGGGCGUCAAGGGGGCCGAGUUCAACCCCGAGGCCCUCCGGUACGGACGGAUCGUCAUCAUGACGGACGCGGACGUCGACGGGGCACACAUCCGCGUCCUCCUCCUCACCUUUUUCUUCCGGUACCAGAGGGAGCUGAUCGAGAACGGCCACGUGUACAUUGCGCAGCCGCCCCUGUACAAGGUCUCGGCGGGGUCGGGCCGGGGCAGGAAGGAGCAGUACGCCUACGACGACGCCACGAAGGACUCGCUCGUCCGCGGCUUCGCCGGGACCGGCGGCGACGAGUUCGACGACGAGUACGGGGAGGGCGACGCCGUGGCAAACGCCCUCCGCAGCGGCAGGGUCACCGUCCAGCGGUUCAAGGGGCUCGGCGAGAUGAUGCCGGAGCAGCUCUGGACGACGACCAUGGAUCCCGAGCGACGAACCCUGCUGAAGGUAACGAUGGAGGACGCCGCCCUCGCCGACCAGACCCUGAGCAUCCUCAUGGGAGACUCGGUCGCGCCCCGAAAGGAGUUCAUCAGCACCAACGCCGAGAACCUCCGGAUGGACGACCUGGAUUUCUGAUGGCUUUGGUUCGAAACCGGGCGAUACCUCUCUGGCACAAAGCAGCAUCCGUCCGUCUUGGAUGCUUCUAUUGUUCUGUUUCGCAGCCCAGAAGAGUUCCUUAACCAUGGUUCCAGUUAUAUAUAGCUGGAAGAAAAACAUUCAAUAAACAGUGGUAUCAUACUUGACAAAAUUUAUUAUUUGCCUUGCAACGAUGAAAAAAAUGAUGGAAAAUCUUAUAAAAUAGAGUUAUGAAG